AUGCUUCAAUAUUGUACAGUAAACGGGCGAUGGGAACAAUGGAGCAGUUGGUCGAUGUCAACCUUCUGCACAAAAACCUGUGGAAGAGGUACGCAAACCUUCAAAAGGUCACGGCAAUGUAAUAAUCCUACACCAAAAUAUGGAGGAAGAACUUGUUAUGGAUCAAGAAAUGAAUAUAAGCAUAAUAGCUGUUUCAUCAAGAAAUGCCCAGUCGAUGGUGUUUGGAAGAACUGGAGCACUUGGGCGUCUCAAGGAUGGUGCUCAGUUACCUGUGGGAAAGGUGUCUUAAAACAAAGUCGGUCACGUUCCUGCAAUGGUCCAAAGUAUGGAGGAAGAGAUUGUAUUGGAAAGAAAACAGAAAUAAGAGUACGUGAUUGCAGUAAAGACUUUUGUCCAGUGAAUGGUGCUUGGUCCUCUUGGGGUGAAUGGGAGAAAAUUGGAAAAUGCUCUGUCACAUGUGGAAAUGGACAACAGAAGUAUAUGCGAACACAUAAAUGUAAUAAUCCAACUCCACGAAACGGAGGAAAGGAUUGUGAUCAAACAAAAGCAAAGGAAAUAAAACACAAGAAAUGCGUUUUGAAAGACUGUCCCUUUGAAGAUCAUCCCGUGUGCAUGGAAAAAACCUGUAGUAGAUACGGGGAAUGUGGCUGUGCAUUUGGGUUCUAUGGGAAUGGAUUCAACUGCAAAGGGAGUCAAGGUAAAAGAUUUUUGGUGCUUUUCAUGGAGACCAUAGAUGUGAAAGACACCCAAAAUGAUAGUAACAGAUCAACAGAAAUUCUCAUUGCUUCUCAAGCAGCUAGCAAACUAUCUUUGGAUUCGUCAAACAAUUAUCUUUUAAAAUCUUUAAACAAUCGUAUCAACAGCAUCAAUAAAGGGGCAACUACAUUAUCAAUACCAGCUCGGAUGCGAAGUAUAGAUUUUAAGACAGAAAACAAAGCAAUGAUACUGGAGUCAUCAGAACCAGUCUCUGUCUUUACACUCAACCAUGAUGGAUACUCGUCAGACAGUACUCUUAUUCUUCCAACAGACAGACUAGGGACAAAGUACGUUGUUGGGUCAACAGAACCUUAUUCCUCGCGAGAUUCGUCCCAUAAGAGCCAGGUGGCUAUCGCUGCACUUCACAACGACACAACCGUAAAAGUCACCUUGAAACUGAAAUCUAAAGGCACAUUUUUGUAUCAGAAUUUGAAAUACAGGAAUGGUGAUAAGAUAAAUUUUAAGUUAAACAGGCUCGAAAAUUUCCAGUUCUCUCAUACAUCAGAUCUCACCGGAACUUUUGUUGAAUCAAACAAACCCAUUGCCGUUUUCUCUGGGAAUCGCUGUAAUAAAUUACAGAGGUUUGGGUAUUGCAGUCACUUAAUUGAACAACUUCCUCCAGUGGAUAAUUUAGAUAACCAGUUCAUUGUACCCCCAAGCCUAGAAAGUAGUGGGACUAGAGUACGCAUUGUUGCGGCUAAGAAGACAAAAGUAAUAUUUCAUUUCGACGAUUCAAAGAGGGAAAAAGUGUUGAAGCCAGGUACAUCCAAGGACGUUGAGAUUUAUGGCCACCACUCCAUUUAUAUUCAAGCUGAUGGACCAAUAAUGGUUUUAAGCUUUGCUGUGCGGUUGGGUCGACGUGGGGAAGGUGACCCAUACAUGUCUGUUGUUCCCGGCUUCAACCAGUAUCUCAGUGGUUAUUACAUUCUCGUUCCUAAUGGAUAUACGAAAAAUUAUCUAUCCAUCAUGGUAAAAGCAGCAUCAAAGGCCAAACUACGGAUUGAUGACAAGGCCUUGUUUGAUGAUAAUAUUUCCUCGGAAAUCAGAGUUCAAGCUGAACGAGAGAAAUAUCUGGUAUUAAUUGUAAGGGUGGACGCUGGUGGGCAUAAAGUUGAGACCCUUGAUAAGUCAAGGUUUGGUCUAAUGAUUCAUGGUCAAAAGGAUGGAGACAGCUAUGGCUAUGCUGCCAACAUUAUAAAAGUUUCAUAGUGAACCAUCGUUUCAAAUUCCUUCUUUGGUAUUUUUUCAAA
This is a messenger RNA of Saccostrea echinata, 2006 nucleotides long. RefSeq lists its product as uncharacterized. The transcript has 5 exons. NCBI's taxonomy places the organism in Eukaryota, Metazoa, Mollusca, Bivalvia, Ostreida, Ostreidae. Bases 1 to 1965 code for a protein of 654 amino acids. The record is from RefSeq and is a predicted model, not a curated record.